AUGUUCACCCCUGUUCAGACGUUUUUGGGUGGAUUAUUGCUUCAUUUCUCCACAUCGUCUCUACUUGAAAAUACAGGUCGAGUCUUCGGAAUUUCCGGAAUCCUACAGGGUGCGGUUCUUGGUGCUCAUGACAAAUGGCAAUUUUCCAUCCUUGGCGGUCUACUGGCUGGCCCUAUCAUCAGCCAUGUAACAGGACUACAGACGCUUUUCCCUGGUACAGGACCGGAGACCAUAGCACAGAUUGGACUGGAAAGGAUCAUUCUCGCGGGAACUCUCGUUGGUUUCGGGACUAGACUCGGAUCUGGAUGUACCAGUGGGCACAUGCUUUGUGGUGUAUCUCGUUUAUCGCCGCGAUCACUACUCGCGACUAUGUUAUUUUUCACUACAGCAGUAAUCACAGCGAAUCUUUCUCCACCCCCUAUAUCCUCUUCAGUAGCAUACGCUCUUGAAAUCCCUUCGAGGACGACCGCCGCGGUCCUUCUCGCUGUGGUUGCUGGAGCCGCGUUGGUCCAUUCAAGACUGGCGCUACUGAAUGAUCAACUGAAACAACUCCCAUUCAUCCUCUGUGGUAUCACAUUCUCCCUCGGCCUUUCGGUCUCGGGCAUGAGUGACCCUGCCAAGGUUCAAGGGUUUCUGCAGUUGUUCAAUAUACGAAAAUUUGACCCAUCCCUUGCGCUCAUACUCGUCGGAGGUGUGUUUCCCAACGCUAUACAUUAUGCUCGAAUGGAGAAGAAGGCGAGACUUCCUUGGGAAACAUGGAACGUACCCAGUAGAACAGACGUCGACUGGCAGUUGAUCAUUGGAUCGUUGAUUUUUGGCGUUGGGUGGGGUCUCACUGCCAUUUGUCCUGGACCCGCGUUAGUUUGCUUAUCCGAAACUGUCUAUCGAUGGGUUAUACACGACACGACGCUUCCUUCCGACGCCUUGACCAACAUCGUCACAUUCACAUGCGCCGUAAUCUUGUCCAUGGCUUUAGGUUCGAAAAUACCUCGGCCCAAGGCGUGA
Molecule: messenger RNA, 1005 nt
Organism: Kwoniella shivajii
Lineage: Eukaryota; Fungi; Basidiomycota; Tremellomycetes; Tremellales; Cryptococcaceae
Exons: 3
Coding region: 1-1005 (334 amino acids)
Cellular component (GO): plasma membrane
Source: RefSeq, a predicted model, not a curated record